Molecule: messenger RNA, 13548 nt
Organism: Vespula vulgaris
Lineage: Eukaryota; Metazoa; Arthropoda; Insecta; Hymenoptera; Vespidae
Product: furin-like protease 1
Exons: 12
Coding region: 1711-4686 (991 amino acids)
Biological process (GO): peptide hormone processing
Cellular component (GO): trans-Golgi network; Golgi membrane
Molecular function (GO): serine-type endopeptidase activity
Source: RefSeq, a predicted model, not a curated record
GUCAGUCAUCCGUGCUCCGUCGUAGGGAUGAGAUCGCGUCGUCCGACGCCGGUGCUGGUUCGUUCGGUAUCCGUGCGACGACGACGACGACGGUGACACGGAUAUUCCAUCAUAUCGUCGACGCAUUCACGUUUUUCGCCACGUAGUAAAUUCGGUACGAACGCCCGACUACUCUCCGUUAUUAUUUCGCGUGUGUCACAUUCUUCCUCUCCCUCUCCCUUUCUCUAUUUCUCUCUUCCUUCCUAUCUUUCUAUCUUUCCUUCUCUCUCUUCCCUCUCUCUCUCUUCCUCUCUUUUAUUCAAUCUCUUUCUGCUUGUCUCUUUCCGUCUUCCGUGCCAACCUUCGAAGAAAAUCUACCGAAGAAGCGAAGAAUAUUCGAGUCUUCCACGAAGAACGAAGAGGCCUUCUUCUUUCAGCAUCCGGUUGUUCCUUUCGUCUUUCUUCUGCUGCGACCUUGACGAGGACCUUUUUAGAUUACUCGGAUCUCGAUCGAUGCGGAAGGUGACAUUGAGGUAUCGGCGUUGGUAGGUCGACAAAGUGAUCGCCCAGUGGAACGAAGAGGAAAAAAAAAGAGAAGAAGGGUAUAACCGCGGACAAAGUACCAAAUAGAAGAAAAAGGAAAAAAAAACGAGAGGGAAAGGAAUCUCUCAUAAUCAUGACUGGCUUCGGAAAGGACAGAUCCGUAACGUGAUCGUAGGUCGAUCUAUCGAUCAAAGAAAGACAAUCGAGGUCGGCGUGACGUUCGCUAUGAGGUCGGAAGUGGUACGAUAACGAUUCGAGGAGAUAAAUCGAUCUUCUCUCGCGAAAGAUACGCGCAAAUAUACAAACACAGAGAAAUAGACGACACAUACGUACAUAUAUACAUAUAUAUAUAUAUAUAUAUAUAUAUAUAUAUAUACACACUCACGCGUCUUACACUUGGAAAGUUGAAAGAAAAAGAAAAAAAGAAGAAGAAGGAGAAGAAGAAGAGGGCGACUAGAUAUCAACGUUCUCUCGCGUUAUCCGAGCAAACGAGCGAUUGAAUACGUGCGAGCGAGCGUGCGUGCGUGCGUGCGCGCGCGCGCGUGUGUAUAGUCGCGCCGUUUCGCGCGCAAAGUUAACGGCGACCGAAGUCAAAGGCGGCCGACACUGUGGAGGGUACUUAACGAGCGAGGCGAGCCGCUGACGGCUCAGUCGUCGUCGGCGGACGGUUCGCGUAGGAGCAGGUGUCUCUUUUUUUUCCCUUAAUUCUUCAUCAUCUUAUUCCUCCUCUUCUACUUCUCACCUCGUUUGUUGCUCUCGCAGCUUCCUAAUCUCCGUCGGUUCUUCCCGCACUCGAGCGGGAUUUUCCCUCUUGCCAAUCUUCUUUCUCCUCGUUACUCAUCUACCUUCCCUUCUUCCUUCCUAUCCUCAUUGACAUUCCAUAUGCAUCGCGAUCGACACUGAGAAGACGAAACGACGUUGUUUUUCGACGUGAUUUUUUCGUUGUGGCGACGGUGCUCGGCCUUCGCGUUGUCGGUGGCAGUGGUGGGUGGUGGUGGUGUUGGUGGAGGAGGAUAGCGGUGGAUAAUAGUGAUAAGGUGAAGUUGAAGUCAUUGGCGUUGUCGUCGUCGUCGUCGUCGUCGUCGUCGUCGGUUACCGCGCUGGUCGUGGAGCUGAUCUUGCUGCCGUUGCCGUUGCAGAAGUGUUUUGUGGUGCUAGUGUUAUCGGUAGUGACGGCGACGAGCUAUCAUGUGUACUCGAAGGAUUUUCGGACUGGCGUGUUUGGCUCUCCUGAUGACUCUUCGAGACAGAGUCGGAGCUUACACCAAUCAAUGGGCUGCUCACAUCGAAGGAGGACCGGAAGUAGCUAAGAAAGUUGCCGAGGAUCAUGGCUUUCGAUAUCUCGCUGAGAUAUUCGAUGGUUGGUAUCAUCUCGAGCAUCGAUCCGUAAUGAAGAGAUCGAUCGAUCCGCACAUGGAAGUACAUUCCAGACUGAUAAGAGAUUCUAGAGUUCGUCGAGCAGAACAACAACGAGCAAAGUCGCGAAGUAAACGGGAUUUAAUAAUCAAACGCGGUCCGUCCAAUGCGAAAGCUAUUUUAAACGACGAAAGAUGGCCUCAAAUGUGGUACCUGAACAGGGGAAACGGUUUGGACAUGAACGUGCAGAAUGCUUGGGCCGAAGGAAUCACCGGAAGCGGCGUCGUAGUCACGAUUCUCGACGAUGGCUUGGAAAAGGAUCAUCCUGACCUCUACAAGAAUUACGAUCCUCAAGCAAGUUAUGACGUUAAUAGUCACGACGAAGAUCCUAUGCCAAGGUAUGAUCUUGUGGACAGCAAUCGACACGGUACCAGGUGUGCCGGAGAAGUUGCAGCGACUGCCAACAAUACUGUCUGCGCAGUUGGUGUUGCCUUUGGAGCAGGUGUUGGUGGCGUUCGAAUGUUAGACGGAGAUGUAACAGAUGCAGUUGAAGCCAGAUCACUCAGCUUGAAUCCACAGCAUAUCGAUAUUUACAGUGCUUCGUGGGGCCCUGAUGACGAUGGCAAGACAGUCGAUGGCCCUGGCGAAUUGGCAACAAGAGCCUUCAUCGAGGGAAUUACCAAGGGACGUAACGGGAAGGGUUCGAUCUUCGUGUGGGCUUCUGGUAAUGGUGGCAGAGACCACGAUAACUGUAAUUGCGACGGCUAUACCAACAGCAUAUGGACUUUGUCCAUCAGCAGUGCAACUGAGAACGGGUUGGUGCCUUGGUACAGCGAAGCUUGCUCUUCUACCCUGGCAACGACCUAUAGUUCUGGUUCAACUGGUGAGAAACAAGUAGUCACCACUGAUCUUCAUCAUCAAUGUACAAGCAGUCAUACUGGAACUUCGGCAUCGGCACCUUUAGCAGCUGGGAUAUGUGCACUUGCGUUAGAAGCAAAUAGGGAUCUAACGUGGAGAGAUAUGCAGCAUAUCGUUGUUAGAACGGCCAAACCAGCCAAUCUAAAAGCACCCGAUUGGGUUACCAAUGGAGUCGGUAGAAACGUGAGUCACAGUUUCGGCUAUGGAUUGAUGGAUGCCACCGCAAUGGUGCGUCUGGCUAGAAGAUGGAGGACAGUUCCUGAACAACACAAAUGUGAAGUAUCCGCGCCACAUUCGGGCAGAGCAAUACCACCAAAGAGUCAAUUGGUUCUCGACUUGCAUGUGAAGGAAUGUAGCGGAGUUAAUUUUCUGGAACACGUACAGGCGAAGGUGUCGUUGAUGGCUUCGAGAAGGGGGGAUCUUCAGAUACAACUAACCUCUCCUCAGGGCACGAAGAGCACUCUCCUAGCGAAAAGGCCGCACGACGUCUCCAAGGCUGGUUUCAAUCAAUGGCCAUUUAUGUCUGUUCACACGUGGGGCGAAAGGCCGCACGGUACGUGGAAACUCGAAAUUCACAACGAGGGUCGAUAUUUCGGCCGUGCAACGCUUCACGAGUGGGCGUUAAUCUUCUAUGGAACAUCGACGUUACCUGAUCGGACGGAAUAUGCCCUCUACAAUCCUGCCAGUAUGAAUAUGCCACGAAGACCGUUCGUUAAACCGCGCGAAACGACGUUGACUAAGACUCAGAAUGCCUUGACGGCUUCUUCUAAGGGCAAACAGUCGCAGCACAAGGCCGAAAAGACAGGUAGCCUGAGUCCGCCGUACGUGGUCAAUGCUCAACUUCAAUCACAAAGGAAGAACAAGGUUCGGGGACAGCACAAGAACGGGAAAUCCGCAAAUCGACCAACUCCUAGACCAACGGCACAAACUUUGAGGGGAUUGACAUCUAUCAAAGGUCCCGUGGUAGCGGGAGAAGUUCGAUUGAUUACCUCCAGACCAAGGGGAAGAAGUACACCCAGUCCCGUCACUACGACGACUAUUCGAACCAGUCCAUCUACCAAAAUAAAAACGACAACGGUCUUGACCAUUAGACAAAAAGUCAUUGAACCGGUCACGAUCUCAUCGCCGCUUCAAAGAGGUUUGAUCCUGAUGGAGCCAGCUGCGAAAGCAGCCACCAAUAAGGUCCCAGCGAUCUUUCAACAAUAUCCCAAAAUCCAGCAACUCUAUCCUCUUUAUCCUGUUUAUGCUGGCGCUCGUGGAGCUGGACCACAACACGCAACCAGAGCUAAGGGCCUAGACUUAUUACAAGACGAACAAUUCGAUCCUAGGAAUCUACAAUUGGAUAAGGAUACCCUUGAGGAGUGGAAGCUGGUAUUUUACGGUACCGAGACGUCCUUGGAAUUCAACGAGGAUUUAGACAAGGACAAACCAGGUUUGACGAAUGUCCAGCCGGUGGAGAUCCAAGACAAUACGGCUACUGAUGCAAGGCAGAACGUAGUAGACACAGAAGGUGAUCCUUGGACUGGUAGCCAACAAGUAGAACGAGUCUCUCAUCCUGAGGUACAAAGGCCAACAACGGAGAACCAGACAAAUGGAUGCGCCAAUCUCGAUGCCAGAAAUGGCAGGUGCCUAGGUGGGUGCCUCAUACUACUCCUUCUAGCCUACCUGCUCGUUGAGCCAACCUGCGGAUCCUCGAUCGUCGAUCGCUCUCCCAAAGCCGUGAACUCGAGUCUCAUUCUUAAUUCGAACGUGACAGAUUCCCUUCUUUCGGUCGACUCGAUAACGACGAGAACAAUGACGACGACGACGACGACUGUGACGGAAAAUAAAGGAGAAUGCGUCGUAGAUCCUUCGAUAGGCGGCUCCUCGAGCAUUCGCUCGUGUUCAUGAUGAUUUUCCCUUGUGGCUUGAUCCUAUAAAAGAGAGAAUGAGUGAACGUAAGUAUGAGAAUGAAUGACUGGAUCUGCUCAGAGAAAAAGAGAGAAAGAGAGAGGAAGAGAGAAUGAGAGAAAGAGAGAAAGAGAGAAAGAGAGAAGAAAAGAGUGCCUGGAAAACUCUCUUCUUCGUUGAGAAACUCCCAAUACUUUUCUUUUUUUCUCUUUUUUUUUUCUUUUUUAUUACGGAUGAUCACAAAAGACAUCGUGAAGAUACAAGACAUCGAGCUUAAGAAUCCCAAGGGUUCGUUCAUACGAGUUCCCAAGCACGUAUCAUCCGUAAACGAGAAUACACGUGCAAUGAACAGCACGAUAUCGCGAACGAUUUCGCCUAAUCUCUUGACGUAUGUCGUUUAGUAUUAGGUUUAGCCAAAUUCUGUGUCUUCGUUUCUAUCAUAUAAGAAAGACAAAAGAGAUGGGGGAGAGAAAAGAUGGGGGAGUAAAAAUAUCGCGGUUAAACGGUGUAUUAAUGGUAACUUCUUAUCUAAAAUGUCUAACGUGAUUUCAGCAAUAAUUUAUAGAAGAGUUUGAAUAUAAUGAGUUAAUUCGCUCGAUCAAUCGUUAGUAUUUCGUUAAUCGAAUACUAAUCAAGUUUCGUAUAUUUCAUCGGCAUUAAAUUAAUCGCUUAAACUUAUAUUCGUCUUGAAAGAAAUAUUUGAUAUAGAGUUAUCAAGAAUUUUAAUUAAAUAUAUUCAAUUUCGUUCGAAUACUGAUUUUCCCGCUUGUCAUAAAAAAGAAAUAAUGCUCGUUAAAUUCGAAGAGAUUUAAAAGAUUUUGUAUUACUUGUUUAUGUAUUACGGAGAAAAAAAAAAGAAAGAAAGAAAGAAUGAAUGAAAGAAAAAAAGGGAAAGCACGUGUUUGCACCUUCUAUGGUUCGAUUCAACGGAACAGAAAGAAAAGAAAGAAGGAAAGAAGAAAUCAAAGCUAAGAGAUUCGAUUUUGGAGUGAACGUGCUUCCAACAAAAAUCUUGUUCGAUAUGCCAUAUAGGUAAGAGAGAAAGAAAGGAGGAACAUCGAGUUCGAAGGUAUGUUAUUGUGAUCUAUCGGACACUUUCUUCCUUCGUACAAUGAAACAAGUAAGAGAGCAAAAAAAAAAGAAAAAAAAAAUACGAGGUACGGCGAGAAAAGCUGCCAUUUACGAGAUCGCGAUCGAGCGUUUUCACUUAUGGUCAAUAAUACACGAUCGAUCGAUCUAUUUCCUAUAUAAUUCUUACUAAUGCGAUCUACGUACAAUCCUAUUUGAACGUUGCCUCGCGUAUCUUCUGAUACAUACAUAUAUAUACCUAUCUAAAUACAUACAUACAUACGUACAUACAUGCAUUCGUCGAUGCGUAAAACAUUGCUGAAUUUGUAAUGGACUUGGAAGAAUUCGAAGUAGGAUCUUUUGGAACCACUUUGGAUCUUUGCAAAGAUUCAAUGUGUUCCGUAAAAAAGACAGAGACAGAGGGAAAGGGAGACAUAUUUCUAUCUCUCUUCCUCUUUCUUUUUCAUCUGCUUUUAAUUUUAUAUUCUGUUCUUUUCCUCUCUCUCUCUCUCUCUCUCUAUUUUUUACGUCUCUUUUUAAACGUCUUUAUUGCUGUUUGUUGUCCUAUAUCUGCGUUCUCUCUCUCUCUUUCUCUCUCUCUCUUUCUUUCUCUUUCUCUUUCUCUUUCUCUCUCACAUACACACUUUCUUUGUGUUUUAUUUUAUGUUUUUCACUUCGUGUAUAUUCCAUCUUGGAUCUUACAUUUUCUCGUUUUCUCGUUUCUCUGUUUUGUGUCCGCGUUUCUUUUUCUAUCUUAUCCUUCCCUAGGGAAAUAUCCGCUGAGCCAUCAGCACUGCCGAAACAAUGAGCUAUAUACACUCUCUUUGUCUUUCUCUUUCUUUGCUUACCUUCAAACGCUUUUGAGAGAAAGAAAUUUUCACGAUUGAACUUACUCGAACGUCCCUAUCGAAUUACAUGUUUUUUAACAACUUUUUGCAAAGCACAAAUAUGACCGUUCCUUUUCUGAGAACUCCGAGACGAAAGCUCGUAGGUUGAGGUACAUGACACAUAUUACGUACAGACGUGUACGUGUUUUUGUCGAAAAAUAAAAAAGUUCAUCCGAGAGACAGUUUGUGAGAAAGUUCGUUAAGUUUCGUUUCCAAACUAAACGACUGGUGGCCGCUGGAUUUUGUAAAAAUCUGGCAAGUCUAUAGGCAAAGAAAAAUAAAAGAGAAAAAACAAACGUAGAUCAGAUUCGAAAAAAGACGAAUUUUUCUGUUCAAAGAGAGAACAAAAAUUGAUCGUUUGCUCGACGUCAAACUCAACUUCAUGGAUAUUGGCUAGAAAUUUUCGUUGACUAUUAAAACUCACGUACGUUGAUAUUUAAAGAUGUAUAAACCCCUAUGCGGAAUCCUAUCUCUCUGUUUAUUCGUCUGAGUGUGUUUUUCCUGUUAGAUCAAAGGACUAAAAGAGCUUUGGAAAAUCGUUCCCGAAGAAUCUAUAAAAAAAAGAAAAAUAGGAAUGUUCGUGCUGGAAUUGACUAGAAAGCUAGUACUUCUGAUCUAAAAUGAGAGUAAAAAAAAAAAAAAGAGUUCAUGCAACCGUGAACACUUUUCUCUUUUUCCAAAUUCCCAAGCAAAUCGAUUGGAUAAUAUCGAUAUUUCUAUUAUCAUCCAAAGUUAUUUUAUUAUUAUACCGACAUUUGGUAAAAUUUACAUCUGUAAUUGCUAGCAAAGCCUUCGAAAAAUGAUAACAAUUAAUUAUAUGAGACAAGGAAAGAGAACGUAUUAUUAAUGAAUUAAUUAACUAUUUAAUUAAUUUAAAUUAAUUAAAAUAAAUUGAUUUAUAUUACUCGUACCAAGUACAAAUUUCAUUUAUUAGAUUUCGAUUAAAUAACAAUUUAUAAUUAAUUAGUAAAUUUUCAUCAUUCGAUAUCCCAACAAAUACUUUGAAAGAUGGUUGGAUAAAAAUAUAGUACGUACAUACUAUAAGAAAGAUCAAAUGAAUGUUAGAACGCAUUCAGUUCGGGUAAUACGUUUUUUCGUCCUUUCGUGUCCACCAGCAACGAUAGCAAACAGCAGCAGCAGCAGCAGCAGUAGCAGCCUUGCUACCGAUUUCCUUUUUAUUUUGUUGCGCUGCUUUACCCGGCUGGUGCUGCUGGCACCAGCAGCACCAUGCUCAACUCACGUUGCUGUAGAACAUCCAGGCAGCAUGAAACGAAUAAUUCUCUCGGUUGGCGUUCGAGCGGACGAAACGAAACGGAAAAUCGAGAGAAAAGAGUCGCGUUGCUGCUUCGCCUACGAAACGACCCAGUUUUCGAUUCGUCGUUAACCGGCACGCUUGCUCGUUCUGGCCUUGCUCGAGCUAGACCAAAUUAAACCUUCCAAAUGUGUCUCUCUUUCUCUCUUUCUCUUUCUCUCUCUAUAUAUAUAUAUACAUAUAUAUAUGUAUAUGUAUGUAUAUGUAUGUAUAUAUAGCUACAAUAUUUUCCAAGAGCAAGCUCACUGAUUUCCCCGUUUAACACGAAAAGUCGAACAUUUCUCUCUGCCGUUUGCCUUGAAUAUUCUUUUCUUUCUUUUUCUUUCUUCUUUUCUCUUCUUGUCACUUUUCCUCGAAUUUAGCGAAUUUAACCGAAACACUCUUCUCCUAUUUUCUUCCGCUUCUCUUUAUUCUUAUGACUAUCUCUUGGUUGAAAGUUUUCGAAAGAAAAAAAUUAGUUCCACUGUGUAAGUGAGUCAAACAUCGUUCUAGUGUUUUAAGAUCAAUGCGAAAUCAAAACAGAGUGACUAUGAAAUAAAGCCCUUCAUUGCUAUGUCUAUUUGAACAAUUAGCUAACUCGGAGUUUCAACAGAGAAUAUAGUAGACGUCCCAUUGGACAUCUACGAAUGGUUUUGUGUUUAUUAAAAUAUAGCCAAAUUUGCUUCUUCGGUCGAGUAAGUUUUAGUAAUUCAAACAACGUUCGAGGAUUGUUCAAAUCGUUUCGAAAAAAUGUUAUUAAUUUUUCUACCAUUAUCCAAUCGGCAUAUUGGUGAAGAAGAUUCUCUUAUCGUAUUGGUGAAAAAUUGAUAAUUAUUAAAUCUUUUAUUAUUCGUCAGUGCAACGGCUUGGAAUGUAUUUCACUCGAACGCUUAAAACUCUUCUAACCUUUGCAAACUCAUCAGAAAGUGAAAGUUGUCGUUCGAUCGAUCGAUCGAAAGUAGAUACUCCAUCGAGAAACAUUCAUCAUUCUUGUUGUUACAUUAUAUUUCAUAUCAUAAUCAUAAUCGAAUGCUGGGCGCAAGAAUGGCAAUAUGACGUGCGAUAACGGCACCCGAUGGUCAUUUGGGAUGGAAUAAUUUAUCGCCGUUAUCGAUUAAUCGUAGAGGCAAUUUGUCGCAUAUCAGUUUAAUUUGUAAGGGUACUAUAUCGCAUAGGUUUACGACUCUCCGAUGAUCUUUCAUUCUCUCCCUUUAUUUGUCUUCCUUCCCUAAUAAAACGACCCUAAAUUUUCCUCUAUUUAGCUUUAUCGAUUGGCUGAUCAUCGCAAUCAUUGAGAAAAGUCAUCGAAUCGUCGUUUAAUUGAUUAAUAUUGAAUUUAUUAAAUUAAGAAUUUAACUGAUGAUAAUUCUAACGAGUAAGAUUCGUGAUUUUUUUAUUGAUCGUCUUAUUAAUUUAGAAACAUAGCAUAUAAAUUAUCUUUCUAAUUUGGAUUUCAAAGAGAUAAGAAAAGAAAGAAGUAAUAUUCUUAUAAGAUGGCGAUGUGCCGUUAAUGUAUCGCUCGAAGCGAUGUUCCUAAAUGUUCGUACUAAUUUGAAAUUCGAAAGGGAAAAAAGGGACUCGUAGAAAUUUUUAAAUGUUCGCCCUUUCGAAAUGUAGCGCAUUUAGUGCCCUUACAUAUCGUAAUCAAGUCGAAUUACGUCUUUCCCUAUCUUCUUCGUUGUCGUUUUAUAAAGUGAAAAAUAACGAAGGACUAUAUCUUCUUCGCUAGAUCGACGAUUACACAUUUUUCAUGUCGAAUUUUAAUUAUUUAUAGUGGUAACGAACCUCUAUGGUUAUCAAUAAAUCAAAUACUAAUUAGUGUGCCAAAAUCGAUAAAUCAUUGCUACUAUUAAAUAGUCAUGUAUUUUCUUAAUCGUCGACCUCGAAUCAAAGAUUUAACGUUAUAAUAUCGUACGAGCUCGAUAGUCGGAUCUAUUGUCAAUACGAUAUAUAAACAAAGGAAUAUCUAUAGGUCGAUUAAACGACGAAGAUAGAGAUAACGUACGAUUUGAUAAUCCCGUAAUUUAAUUUUUAAAUAUGCUUCCUCGUGUGUCUGCAGGUAGACAAAUUUCGUGAUUAAUGAUUAAUUAUGAAUUAAAGUGCGUAAGUUAUAAGCCAUAAGCUAACAAUUAAUACGUAUCUAUUGUGAUUGAUUGACGUACUUAUGAAGAUCGAUUUUUUUCUUAGACCUUUUUAUUUUAUUUCUUUUCUUUUCUUUUCUUUUUUUGUCAUGAUCGUACUUAUCGCAUAUUCAUGAACUUCCUAGUGAUAAAAAGAACAAUUAGUUCGUAUAACACGAUCGCUAUUACCGUUAAUUUUCUUUGGAAUGUUAAUAGGUCUCUCGGGUAGAGACGGCCAAAAGAAAGAUACGUACGGCGCAUUUUAAAGUAUGGCAUACAGCAUUCGUUUAUACUUAAACAUUAGGUAGUCUCCGUUUAAAACGAAUUCGUACCGUGGGUGAUUCGCAUUAAUGCGAAGCGUUGCGAAAAAAAAAGUUUUGAAUUAACGGCUUAGAGCUUUUCCCAUUAUUUUUUCCUCGUUAAUUUCACGAUUGGACGAUAAUAGGAUGAAAUGAAAGUUUUCGCGGAAAAAAAGAAAAAAGAGAGAGAAAGAGUACUCGGUUAUGAUUUGACCAUUUUUCUCAAUACUUUUUUCGUUCCUAGGAAAAAAAAAAGAUAAAAAUAAUUAAAAACGAUUGUUAUGGAAGAGAAAGAUAGGAAUGAAAGGGGUGAAAUUCGAUUUGACUCAAAUAACGAAAUUUUUCAACUACUGUGUUAAUUUCCUCCUUCGUAUUCAACAUUUUCUGUAGCAAUUUUGUAUAUUUUAGAACAAACUAUCCCAAACUUCCUUCGAAACGUCAAAUAAUUAAACACAUAAAUGAAUUUUGUAGAAUCUCCAUUUUCUUCGUUCUCACGAUUUACGGAUAUGUCCGUUUGGUUUUAUUAAACGGAGACUAUCGUAAAAUACAUCGGAUCGCUAUUUCGUUAAUUUAACUUUAGCCUAUCCCUACUUCGCCAUACAUCUUCGACUUGAAACUUCUUUCCUCUUUUUACGCGUGUUCUUCCUGUCUCCAUUUCUUUAAAGAGGCACGCGAACGUAUAGCGAGCAUUAGUUAAGAGAGUACGCUUCCGUAUUUAAUAGAUAAUUUUUUACGUGUAACUGUCAUAUUUGUUGAAUAUUAUGUGAUAUGUAUUUAUAUAUAAAUAUAUACAUAUAGGUAUGCCUAUAAUAAUAUAAUAUCAUAGUUUAAAACGAUCGAAGAUAUCGGUGUAACAAAAUGCCGAUUCGGCCAUCGUCGACGAUAACGAUAAUAAUUUAAUGCUAACGACAAGCUACAUCUGAUUACACAACAAUGUGAUCAAAUGUUCAGCUUUUAACUUCUUUACGGACACAAGUUAUGCAUUGCGGAAUGCUCUAUCGAACGGAUUACUAGGACAAUUGAAAAGGCGUAUAUAAUGCGUGGUAAAAACUCGGAUAUAUAAUAUACAUAUACAUAUUAUUUCCAUUGGAUACAACGAUGAAUGGGAAAAAAGCAAGACAUAAUUUCGACAAACAAUUUACUAUUAUUUAGUUAAAAAUAUACUAUAUAGUAUACAAUACGACAAUUCCGUACUUAGACCAAACUAUAAAGAAAAUUUCUAUACAUCUAAUUUUAUUUUAAAGAUCAAAGUUAUAAAAAAUUUAUUACAAUUCUGGGACAAUACUCAUCUUUUUAUUUUUCUUUUUUAUUGUUUUGUUUUGUUUUAAACAGAACGCCCAGUUUUUUUUCUGGCACACGCAUUAUAUAUAUCCUCGCGUACACAUAUGAUAUAUAUGUGUAUGUAUAUAUAUAUAUACACACAUAUAUACACGUAUAUAUAUAUAUUAUAUAUAUACAUAUAUAUAUAUAUAUCAAACGCACAUGCAUAUAAUGUAUUAUAAAUGUACAUAAAAAAAUAACCAUAGACGAAUUUAUCGGAACGUCUCGUGCAUCGCAACGGGAAAAGAGAGGAAAAAAAAGAAAAGAAUUUUCAUACGACGGUGGAACGAAUUGAUAGCUACGCUCCCUUAGAAAUGAUCAAAGUGUUUCGUUGAAAAUGAAACUUCGAUGACUUUAUGGCUGCACAUUUGUACUGAUUUUGUGUCUUUGAUCGAAAAACAAUAAAGUGGUAUUUUAUUCGAAAUUUUCGAAAGCGGCGCAUCGAUGUUUAGAAAACUCAAACGAUAGAAUGAACGUCGAAUUGACGAUUGUGUAAUUACAUUUCGUACGAUAUUUAAGCAUAAGCUAACGUUUUCUAAAAAUACCUCAUUACCUUUUUUCAUAAUGAGAGAACGCGACUCGAGAUAAAGGUAAAGUGAAAAAAAGAAAGCAAAAAAGAAAAAAAAAAGAAAUGAAUAACCGAUGUUACGGCUAAACGUUUCUUCUUUAUGAUACUUCGACGCUGAUUUGACACUGCAAAGUCGACUGCUACAACGUUUUUUUUGUAAAAGCGUGAAUUAAUAAUCGUAGCAGGAUAGAAUAGGAAAAGAAAAAAAAUUAACAUUGAAAAAUCCGAAAUUUCUGUAAGAGAUUAUAAGGAUUGAUAAAACUAUUUUAUUGAAUUCGAAGAAUGUCAGUCAAUUAAAUGAAUCAGCGUGGAGGCAUGUCAGCUUUUGAAUAAAAAACUUAACAAAAAAAGAAAAAAACGAAAGGAAAAAAAGAAAAAAAAAUUAAUAAUAAUGGUACGGGCGUGUGGCUGUUAAGUGGUACAAUGAACGUUGAAUGUGUUUUAAUUCGUUCAGGUGUGACGUAUCUUCCAAAAUGUACAAUACUUGUGACGUCACGGCGGGACAGACGGAUUUCCAGAAAACUUCUUAAAUACUAUAGCUAGUUUUGAAAACAUGCGUUUAAUUCAAUGAAUUUUUCUUUUCUUUUUCUUUCAAUUUAUUAUUAAAAUUGUUCUCUUGAUCUGUUGAAAUUUACAAAAUGCAUCGUCGAACGAGAAAUCUCAUUUUUUCUUUCUUUGUUGUGGUUCUAUUCAAAUAUAGCAGAUGAUAUCUAUUUAAUAUCCCUUAUAUCAAUCGAUAUCGCGUUAAAUCAUUUAUGAGAAAUGAAAUCAAAAUCAAAAUCAAUAUCGAUGGUCUUCCGACAUUGUUCCUCCGUGUACGGUCCGCCAUAUUGUUAAUGUAUCUAUUGUAAAUCUUUGUAUGUAUUGUAAAAUGUAUCUUUGCUUGGAGAGGCGACAUAUCUUAAGUUAUAGUGUUCUUCAAAACAUGAAAGAAAUAAAGAAAGGACGUGCGAUCGUUCCUCACGACACGCUCGCGUUAAUGUUCUUCUAACGGUCAUGGUUUUUUUUUCUUUUCUUCUUCUAUUUCUUUUCUUUUUUUUUUCUUAUUGAAAAGCAGCGAGUUUUGAACAUCCCAUAAAGAUAGUCUAGUAUAGACAAAAAUUUUCAAAUAAAAAAGUAAAGAAGACCGGAAAGGGGGAUCGGGCGCGGGCAGGUCGCGAGGAUUUGCCACAUACAUUUAUGUACACAUAUACAUAAUAAUAUAUUGUAUAAGUAAUUGCAAUUAUUAUGGAAUCAUUAUAUGCGAUAUUGAAAUUUGUAUAUCAUGGAAGAAUUAAAAAAGGGAGAAUAUCCUGAAUACGAAAGUAAA